Ictalurus furcatus (blue catfish) is the source of this 1165-nucleotide messenger RNA. RefSeq names its product olfactory receptor 10J4-like. The transcript has 2 exons. Gene Ontology annotation, cellular component: membrane. Lineage: Eukaryota; Metazoa; Chordata; Actinopteri; Siluriformes; Ictaluridae. Gene Ontology annotation, molecular function: olfactory receptor activity; G protein-coupled receptor activity. Gene Ontology annotation, biological process: G protein-coupled receptor signaling pathway. The record is from RefSeq and is a predicted model, not a curated record. The coding region runs from base 230 to 1165 and encodes 311 amino acids.
CUUUUGAGCCACUGGAGUAUUGAGAAGUAUUUGUGCUGCACAGAACCAGGACUGGAGUGAUGCAAUUCAUGUUAGACUUGGUUUAGAAUGUAUAAAUACUCAUAAGACUGUUUUUUUUCACCACAGCUUGCAUGUACAGCCUGCUGCAUCUUCACUUGGUGUGUAUUAUUAAUCAUGUUUACCUGAACGAAGUUAUUGUGUUAUUGUGACCAUUAACACAGAUUGUUUCAUGGAUUAUUAUAAUGUGACGUAUUUAACUCUGGAGGGCCAUGUGGAGUUGGACAAAUACAGAUAUGUUUAUUUUGUAAUGGUUCUCACACUUUACCUGUUGAUCAUUAGUUGUAAUGGUCUUGUCAUUUUUGUCAUAUUCACAAACAAAUGUCUCCAUGAACCCAUGUACAUUUUCAUUGCUGCUUUGCUUUGUAAUGCUCUCUAUGGAUCAACUGCUCUUUAUCCUAAAUUGCUAGUUGAUUUUUUGUCUGAAAUUCAGAUCGUCUCCUAUGAAGCAUGUAUAUUUCAGUCAUUUUUUAUUUACACAUAUGCCAUAUCAGAGUUCACACUGUUAUCAGCUAUGGCCUAUGACAGAUAUGUGUCCAUCUGUAAACCAUUACAAUAUGCUACGAUUAUAAAAAUGUCCACUGUGAAAAGGCUCUUAUUUUGCUGUUGGUGUUUGCCUUGCUGUGAAAAUAGUAUAGCAUUGACAUUAACAUUUCAGGUUAAGCUUUGUAGGUUCAAGUUAAAUAGAAUAUACUGUAAUAAUUCUUCAGUUGUUAAAUUAAGUUGUGGAGACAUAUCUGUAAGAAACUCAUAUGCAUUGUUCAUUUUUGUCAUUGCUGUAUUUCCACCAGUGAUAUUUGUGAUCUACUCAUAUAUUAGAAUACUUCACGUCUGUCUUAGAAGUUCUAAUGAUUUCAGAAGAAAAGCUCUACAAACCUGCUUCCCACAUAUUUUUAUAUUUAUCAGUUAUACAGUUACCUCCUGCUUUGAAGUUAUUAAUAACAGACUAGAAUCAAAUCAAAUUCCUCACAUUUUCACGAUGAUCAUGUCAGUGGAAAAUCUGGUUAUUCCUCCUCUACUCAAUCCAAUAAUAUAUGGACUGAAAAUGCAGAAGAUUUUUAAUUAUAUUUGGUCCUACUUGCAGCUCUCUGUCAAGAAAGCUGUCUGA